Messenger RNA from Babesia bovis T2Bo, 1635 nucleotides. Its product is annotated as putative phenylalanine--tRNA ligase alpha subunit. Gene Ontology annotation, molecular function: ATP binding; tRNA binding; phenylalanine-tRNA ligase activity. Gene Ontology annotation, cellular component: cytoplasm; cytosol; phenylalanine-tRNA ligase complex. The coding region runs from base 9 to 1547 and encodes 512 amino acids. Gene Ontology annotation, biological process: phenylalanyl-tRNA aminoacylation. NCBI's taxonomy places the organism in Eukaryota, Apicomplexa, Aconoidasida, Piroplasmida, Babesiidae. The transcript has 3 exons. The record is from RefSeq and is a predicted model, not a curated record.
AUUAUAAAAUGUGUACUAAGGACGACGAUCUUUUAUGGCUUUUAAAAGCUAUAGACGCUGCGCUGCCCUCAGAUGGCCCUGCUGACGCCUGUGUAAGCACCUUGGAUUUAGCCACGGGCGAAGCCCAUACCAAGGCAGUUAAUGGCGUCAAGAGCUUAAUGGCCAAAGGUUACGUGACAAUAGAAGAAUGUAAAAAUAAAAGGUUCAUUCUAACGCAGGAAGGCUUGCAGUACUCCAACCAGGGUUCACCUGAAUACCUUCUAGUCGAACGAGUACGUAAUUCCAACGAGCCCCUAACGAUAAAUGAUGCUAGUGUCGGGAUACCUAAUGCGGAGCAUGGCCUGAAGAAAGCGAUGCGCGCAUCGCUCUUACGAAUAGGUGCUGGUAAGCAGUUGUCAUUAGGACCCGCCGCGGAAACGCAACGUGAUGAUUUAACCCAGCAGCUGCUACUCAUAGUACAUAGCCACGGCGCCAACGAAGGUGAUAUGCUUAGCGCUAUGGCUAAAUUGAUCCCCGAUACUAAGAAGCUGAACGCCGAGCUUGAUGACCUAAAAAAACGCAAGCUCACGGAAUCUCACGUGGAAGUGUCUUACAUAGUAAGGAAAACAGCUAACUUCCGAUGCGAGAUUGUACAACAAGUAACGGAUUUGACCCAAGAGCUACUGCAGGAACGGAAGACGUGGUCCGCCGAGGAUAUGAAACCAUAUAAUUUCUUCUCUAGCGGUAAACGAAUUGCCCGUGGAGCGCUGCACCCCUUGACACGUACCAUGCGUACUUUCAGGGAGAUAUUUACAUCAAUGGGUUUCGAGGAGCUGGAUACCUCCAACUAUGUGGAGUCCAGCUUCUGGUGCUUCGACACCUUGUACAUACCUCAGCAACACCCUGCACGCGACUCCCAGGAUACAUUCUUCACCAAUGAGCCUGAACUGCAGGAUGAAAGCUCACUGGACAAGGAUUACGUAGCGGCAGUAGCAGAGGCACAUGGUGAUGCCAGGAGAUACAAUAGUACUGGAUGGAUGUAUAAUUGGAAAUUAGAUGAAUCGCGUAAAAUAGUACUACGAACACAUACAACAGCAUGUACCGCAAGGUUACUCAAGCGGAUAGCGGCAGAUUUCCAAUCGUAUAAACACAGGCUACCACUCAAGUACUUCUCUAUCGAUCGGGUAUUCCGUAACGAAAAUAUGGAUUCGACACAUCUGUGUGAAUUUAACCAAGUUGAAGGCGUACUAAUAGGAUUCGGACUUGGUAUGGGACAUUUAAUGGGUGUCAUGUCGGCAUUCUAUAAAGCGAUUGGUAUUGAUAAGCUCAAGUACAAGCCUGCUUAUAACCCUUACACGGAACCUUCCAUGGAAAUAUAUGGCUACCACCCAGAUCUAAAGAAAUGGGUAGAAAUUGGCAAUAGCGGGAUUUUCAGACCUGAAAUGCUGCUACCGAUGGGACUGCCGGAAGGACUCUCGGUCAUUGGCUGGGGCCUUAGCCUUGAACGGCCUACCAUGAUCCGCGAUAACAUACGAAACAUCCGCGACCUUGUGGGUUGCAGCUACUGAAUGUUUAGCUGAGUUGUACCCGGUGUGUGUAGGUCUCUAUAGAACAGACCUACACACCGAGAUGUGUACUGUGCUAGACAACUUAACG